This is a messenger RNA of Mycotypha africana, 618 nucleotides long. RefSeq names its product phosphoribosylglycinamide formyltransferase. Gene Ontology annotation, biological process: 'de novo' IMP biosynthetic process. Gene Ontology annotation, molecular function: phosphoribosylglycinamide formyltransferase activity. Gene Ontology annotation, cellular component: cytoplasm. Lineage: Eukaryota; Fungi; Mucoromycota; Mucoromycetes; Mucorales; Mycotyphaceae. Bases 1 to 618 code for a protein of 205 amino acids. The record is from RefSeq and is a predicted model, not a curated record. The transcript has a single exon.
AUGCCAGAACGAACUAUAGUUGUACUUAUUUCAGGCUCAGGCAGUAACCUUCAAGCUCUGAUUGAUGCAACUCAAGAAGGUCGCUUAAGAGCAAAGAUUAUUGCCGUUAUAUCCAACCGUCAAAAGGCUUUCGGGCUUGAACGUGCCAAAAAAGCUGGUAUACCGACAGAUACAUUUUCACUGAAGAAGUUUAGGGAACAAGGUCAAUCACGUAUCGACUUUGAUGUAGCCAUUGCCAAAACCAUACAAGAACGUUAUCACCCAGCCUUGAUUGUGUUGGCAGGCUGGAUGCAUAUCUUAUCUCCAGAAUUCUUAUCGUUUUUUGAAAAACAAAACAACAUCAUCAAUCUUCAUCCUGCUCUACCUGGACAAUUUGACGGUGCACAUGCUAUAGAGCGAGCUUUUGAAGCCUUCAAGCAGGGCAAAAUAACACACACCGGUAUUAUGGUGCAUAAAGUGAUUGCAGAUGUGGACCGUGGCGAGGUUAUUCUUAAACGGGAAAUUCCGAUCGAACAGAAUGAUACCCUUGAGACACUUGAAGAGCGUAUUCAUUCUUAUGAACACAAGCUCAUAGUUGAAGCUGCACAAGCAUUCUUGGAUAACUUGGAGAAUAACUAA